GUCCCCCCUCCCCGUGCUUCGGUACCGGCGGAUCGACGCGAUGGAGGUUUAUAUCCCGUCAUUCCGCUACGAGGACAACGAUCUGGAAAGGGGGUACACGGUAUUUAGAAUAGAAGUACUGGUAAAUGGAAGAAGACAUGUUGUUGAAAAACGGUACAGUGAGUUCCAUGCUUUGCAUAAAAAGUUGAAGAAAAGUAUAAAAACGCCGGAGAUUCCCUCAAAACAUGUACGAAACUGGAUCCCGAAGGUACUUGAACAGAGACGGCAGGGCCUGGAAUCUUACUUGCAGACUAUCAUUGUUGAAAAUGAAGAACUACCCAAAAUUUUUCUCGAUUUCUUGAAUGUUCGCCAUUUGCCUUCUCUGCCGAAGGCUGAAAGUUGUGGAUCCAUUGAAGAUAUUGAUUCAGAGGAACCAAGCAAACUGUCUCACCAACCUGUCCUGCUUUUCCUAAGGGAUCCAUAUGUCUUGCCUGUAGCCAACGAUAACGCUGCCAACGUGGUGAUCGAAGGCGUUCUACAUGGGCUAUUUUACCCCCAUCUGCAGACCAGCUAGAGAUGUGGUGCACCUGCCAGUUUAUAUCAGUACAGAUUACUCUGAUGCCAUCGGAGAACGGAGCCACUUUUUUAAUAUUGUUUAACCAUUGUGCUGCCAGUCCUUCUUGUGUGAAGGAAUUACAUUUUCGUAUGGAUUCUAACCAUGAAAAAAGGGAAUGUUGGAAGAAAAAAAACAUAUUGUAGUGAUAUUGUGCCAACCAGUAUCUUAUUUUUUGUUACACGUGGUUUACGAGACCCGAUUCAUCUCGCACACAUAUAUACAACAGGAAUUCUAAUGUAGUCUAUGGAUUUAUGGCGAUUUUGUAAGUUUAACCUUUUGUAUACCAGAACGCUAACAGCUGAGGACCGCCUUUUCUGUUGAAUAACCAUAUUAUGUGCACUUCAGACAUGGUACA
This is a messenger RNA of Spea bombifrons (plains spadefoot toad), 950 nucleotides long. It is a transcript of the gene SNX24, whose product is annotated as sorting nexin 24. The transcript is spliced from 7 exons. The record is from RefSeq and is a predicted model, not a curated record. Gene Ontology annotation, molecular function: phosphatidylinositol phosphate binding. Lineage: Eukaryota; Metazoa; Chordata; Amphibia; Anura; Pelobatidae. The coding region runs from base 41 to 553 and encodes 170 amino acids.